UACAACGAUUAGUUGAAAAUAUCCAGACGAUUCUUGUAAAAAUGUAGCAUCUACAAUACAUUAAAUGGACGAUCCGGUAGAAGCUCUACUAUCCAUCACUACGUAAUUGUUAAACGUUUCCUUAUUUUCAUUGCAGCUGGGAGAGCAAAUGAAAAUGCGGAAUAUACCACACAUGUAGAACAAAGGCGUAAUGUAUCUGAUCAGAAUAGUGGAAGACAGGGAAAUAAUAGCUCUUCACGUUGGCAUGGCGAAAGUUCGUCAUCUGUACCUUCUAACGUCAAUACUUGUUUUAACGAAGAAAACUACGAAUAUAAAUUUGACUUUGGUGAUUCACUGUUAGUGGUAAAACAAGGUCAUAUUUCACAAGAGAAAGUAGAUGCCAUCAUUAUUAAUGUUGAUAACACCCAUUCAAUAGAACCUGUUCAAAUGAUUUGUGACUUAGCCGGUCCCAGAUAUAAGCAAGCUUGUGCAUCUCUAAAUCCAAAUGACGAACUUUACAUUAUGCGUGGUGGUGAGUUGCAUGCCAGAUAUAUUAUUCAUUUACCAUUACCUUAUUGUACUCCACCUCACAACGAUAAUCAACAUUAUUUGGAUAUUCUCCAUGAAAAUCUUUUGCCAAUAUUUAAAUAUUCAACAAAAUACCGUAUUAAUCGAAUAGCUAUUUCACCAGAUGGGUAUACCAGACAUAAGUAUAGACCGGAACAAGUACUUGAACAAUUAUACAAAGCUUACAGCAAUAGCGGCGCAUACAUACGUGAUAUAGUAAUGGUGAUUGAUGAUACAUCUAAGUUGCCAAUGUGGCUUGAUUUAUGUAAACGACUUUCAACUGAAUGGUCGAGAAAACGAGCACAAGGAAUGGAUAAACGUCAACAAAUCGAUGAACGUUCACCAGCAUCUGUAAAUGAACGCCCGUUCAUGGCUCCACACAGAUCUAACAGACAUGUAGAAGCAGAUAAUUUUAAUAGAGAUGACCAGCAGAAGCAAAAUAAGUAUAAUUCACAACAAAUACUUUCACUGUCAUCAGAUAAUAGAAGUACAAUGUCAUGUACUAGUUCUUCUGAUACCGGACGGCCACCAAUGGAUAUUAUUAAAUAUUCUCUCUCAAAAAGUACAGUAUUAACAAUAAAACAAGGUGAUAUCACUCUGGAGCGUAUUGAUGUGAUUGUAAAUGCUGCAAAUGAAUUUCUCACUGAUGAAGCAUGUAGGAAGUCUCAAAUAAUUGAUAAAAGAGGAUGGCGUCUAUUACCUGGAAAAGCACUUGCAUUACCAAGCGGCAAUUUGCCAUCCAGUUGUGUUAUUGCCACCGUGGGUCCAAUUUUCGACGAAAGCGAUGAAGCGGAAUCAAGAAAUACAUUAUUUUCAUGUUAUAAAGAAUGUUUAUUAUUAGCUACAAAAAAUAAUUAUCGUUCAAUUGCAUUUCCGGCAGUGUCGUGCGGUGUUUUCGGUUAUCCUGUUCCAAAAGCUGCCCAGGUUGCAAUCGAAGCUGUCCAAAAGUUUUCUUCUAAAUUAAACGAGGUAGUUUUUGUCUUAUGGGAAGAAUCUACAUUUUGUGAUUGGGUUCAACAAGCAGAAAAGAAAGAUCUCGAAAAACUAACGGAAUAA
Molecule: messenger RNA, 1602 nt
Organism: Didymodactylos carnosus
Lineage: Eukaryota; Metazoa; Rotifera; Eurotatoria; Philodinida; Philodinidae
Source: the annotation of a GenBank genome assembly